Gloeophyllum trabeum ATCC 11539 is the source of this 1068-nucleotide messenger RNA. RefSeq lists its product as uncharacterized. The record is from RefSeq and is a predicted model, not a curated record. The transcript is spliced from 4 exons. NCBI's taxonomy places the organism in Eukaryota, Fungi, Basidiomycota, Agaricomycetes, Gloeophyllales, Gloeophyllaceae. The annotation marks the transcript as partial.
CUAUACUGCGAUGACACGUCAGGAAACGUGUCGAAAAAAUGGAAUAAGCACAAUUCGGUGCUGUUCACACUUGCUGGUCUGCCACGAGAUCAUGUCCAACUAUUGUAUAACAUACACUUCAUCGCGACAUCAAAUCUAGCGCCACCACUAGAGAUGAUGGAAGCAAUCGUGGAAACCCUUAAGGAAUUGCGUGCAGAGGGAUUCGAAGCAUGGGACUGUGUUGACAGGGAGUUCGUGUUGCUCCUGCCCUGGGUACUGGCAUUUCAGGGCGACAAUCCUAUGUCUAGCGAGUUUGCGUCACACAUCGGAAUGAUGGGCAAGUGUUUUUGCCGGGUGUGCCAUGUCCGAGGGAGUGACUCGCAGAACCGUGCGCCGGGUGAGGCCGGAGAUAUCGAACAGCUAGCUGAGUUCCUGAAGGCAGGCAGACCUCGGACGAAGAUGGAAACAAAGGAAGCACUGGAGGCGCAGCUACAACGAACUCUUGAUGGCGCACCAAGUGCUGUUGACAACAUGGCGACAGAGUCGGGGGCCAAGGACAAAUACUUUAUGUACUUCCUUGAUAAAUUGGCGGCGGAAUGUGCCCGGCUCAAAGCAUCCAUCAAGCCUGCUGAUCUUGCCCCUGGAACGACCAAAUCCCAGAAGGUUAGAGAGGGACUUCAAGUGUUUCGAGCGCAACUACCCACAAACCUGUUUAACCCUUGUCUGGAUAUCCCAGAUUUUGAUGCAAAUCAGGACUCACCGGUGGAAAUCUUGCACGUUGUCCUCCUUGGAGUAGUCAAGUACUGGUGGCGCGACGCUGUUUCACGUCAGAAUUCCAAAGGCAAGGAGGAACUCAAAACCCGCCUUUCGAGCAUAGAUACUGCAGGCCUCGGGACGUCUCGCCUUAGGGGACACACGCUAGUGCAGUAUGCUGGCUCCCUCGUAGGCCGGGACUUCCGACUGAUCCUUCAAGUUGGACCAUCCGUCUUGCAUGGAUUGAUCCUAGAGACCCACUAUAAGGGCUGGUUAGCAUUAUGCCGGCUGGCUCCGCUCUUAUUCCAACCGAGCAUCGAACACAUGGAUAUCUAU